Molecule: messenger RNA, 1662 nt
Organism: Arabidopsis arenosa
Lineage: Eukaryota; Viridiplantae; Streptophyta; Magnoliopsida; Brassicales; Brassicaceae
Source: the annotation of a GenBank genome assembly
AAAAGCAGAGAGAUCUUUCAUCGAAGAUGGUUCCUAAGAUCGCAUCAAUGGCGUCUACUAGACCUCUCUGUUCAAUUCCUUCUAUCUUCCUCUCUUUCUCUCUUCUCUUUGUCGUCUCGCUUCUCUUCUUCUUCUCCAAUUCCUUACUCUCCAACCCAAAUCCGAGAAUUUCACACAAUACUCUCCAAAACGGUAUCAAUGUCUAUGUAGCUGAGCUUCCAAGAUCCCUAAACUAUGGUCUUCUCGACAAAUACUGGUCCUCUUCUUCACCAGAUUCACGCAUACCCAGUGACCCAGAUCACCCGACCCGUAAAACCCAUUUACCCAAACCCGAUAAAUACCCACCGUACCCAGAGAAUCCGUUGAUUAAGCAAUACAGUGCCGAGUAUUGGAUCAUGGGAGACCUAGAAACCUCACCGGAGAAACGAAUUGGAUCUUUUGCUAAAAGGGUUUUUAGUGAAUCUGAUGCUGAUGUAGUCUUCGUGCCGUUCUUUGCGACUCUAAGUGCAGAGAUGGAGCUUGGAAAUGGAAAAGGUUCGUUUAGGAAGAAGAAUGGUAACGAAGAUUAUCAGAGACAGAGACAAGUUCUUGAUUUUGUCAAGAACACUGAAGCUUGGAAACGAUCCAAUGGUCGUGAUCACGUUUUUGUUCUAACUGACCCUGUUGCAAUGUGGCAUGUUCGUGAGGAGAUUGCUUUAUCGAUUCUUCUUGUGGUGGAUUUUGGAGGAUGGUUUAGGCAAGAUUCUAAGUCGUCUAACGGGACUAGCUUGCCUGAGAGGAUAGAGCAUACUCAAGUCUCUGUCAUUAAGGAUGUGAUAGUUCCAUACACGCAUCUGCUUCCUAGACUAGAUUUGUCUCGUAACCAGAGACGUCAUAGCCUUCUUUAUUUCAAAGGCGCUAAGCACAGACAUCGGGUAACUACUCUUAUACGAAACUCAUUUCUUUAUCUGAUACAUUCCAUUGUUCUUGUGAGUGAGUUCAUGGCUCAUGAGGGAGGGUUAAUCAGAGAAAAACUAUGGGACUUGCUGGUCGAUGAACCCGGCGUUGUCAUGGAAGAAGGUUUCCCUAAUGCAACAGGAAGGGAACAAUCAAUAAGAGGAAUGAGAAACUCAGAGUUCUGCUUACAUCCAGCCGGUGACACUCCCACUUCAUGCCGUCUCUUUGAUGCCAUUCAAAGUCUAUGCAUCCCUGUGAUUGUUAGCGACACCAUAGAGCUCCCGUUUGAGGGAAUGAUCGAUUACUCAGAAUUCUCGGUCUUUAUCUCUGUAAGUGAUGCAUUAACACCUAAAUGGUUGGCUAAUCAUCUCAGAAGGUUCUCUGAAAGAGAGAAGGAAACAUUCAGAGGUAGAAUGGCAAAGGUUCAGACAGUUUUUGUGUAUGAUAAUGGUCAAGCCGAUGGGAUUGGACCGAUCGAACCCCAUGGUGCGGUGAAUCACAUAUGGAAAAAGGUUCAGCAGAAGGUGCCAAUGGUGAAGGAAGCGGUGAUUAGGGAAAGGAGAAAACCAGCAGGUGCUUCUGUUCCACUUCGAUGUCAAUGUAUCUGAAUUAUGUAACCAAAUCCAAAAGAUAGAAAGUGUUCUUUUAUUUUUUGUCUUUUACUUUGUAUUUGUUUUGUUUACCAACAUUGUUAUGGCCACUUUAAAAUACAUGUUCCCUUGGGUU